UUUUUUUUUUUUUCCAUGGGACUCGGUCGGGCUUCCCCGCCGUUUUGUCGUUGUUUCCCCGUCGCUGACAGCUCUCCCCUCGGUGUGCAUCGACCGUCCGACGAGCCCCCCGCAUCUUAUGGACUCCUAGCAGGAGUUUGUUGGCUUUUCUGUCGCUCGGUUCCUCUCUGACGGACGCGGCCGUCAUGUUUGCCGUGCGCAUCGUCACCGCAGACUACUAUGUGGCGAGACCCGUGAAGGACCUGGACGUGUGCUACUCUGACUUCAGGGAGAGCGACGUGAAGAAAGUGCCGGUGGUGCGGAUAUUCGGAGCGACAACCGCAGGUCAGAAGACAUGUCUUCACAUUCAUGGUGUGUUCCCUUACAUCUACGUGCCAUACGAUGGCUACGGGCAGCAGCCAGAGCGCUACCUGCGGCAGGUGGCCUUCAGCAUCGACAGGGCCAUCAAUGUUGCCAUGGGAAACCCAGCCUCCAACGCCCAGCACGUCUUCAAAGUGGUGCUGGUCUCUGGCAUGCCUUUCUAUGGCUACCACGCCAAAGAGAAGCACUUCAUGAAGAUCUAUCUGUUAAAUCCUCAGAUGGUCAAAAGGGUGUGUGAGCUAUUGCAGAGUGGUGCAGUGAUGAACAAAAGUUACCAGCCCCACGAGAGCCACAUCCCCUUCCUGCUGCAGUUCUUUAUAGACUACAACCUGUACGGCAUGAACCUGGUCAACUUGGGAGCUGUCAAGUUCCGCAGGAGCCUGAACAAAGAAGCCCCAGACAGGCAGACUACCAGCAGUUGUCCCAGCAUUAGUCCCUGGAAGAGCCCCUGCACCUCCAAGCUCAACGACAGCACCCUGGGGGGCACGUUUGUCCGCUGGGAGGAGAAUGCCCUACCCUGCUCAUUAGUCCUGGAAGAGGUGGAGAAGCAGAGCACUUGUGAGCUGGAGGUUGAUGCUGUAGCUGUAGACAUCCUCAACCGCCUGGAAAUCGAAAAUCAGAUUGGCAGGAACCCUGGCCUUCAGGCCAUCUGGGAGGAUGAGAGGCUGAGGAGGAGAGAGAAGAACCAGUCCACGCAGAUAGAAACCCCCGAGUCACAAGAUCGUGGCUCCGUCACUCCAACAGAGAGCGAGAAAAUCUUCAUGAAGAGGUUAAAGGAGAUCCUGAAAGAGAACGAGUUUGACGUGACACAAGCUUCAUCCAUGGGUGACAAGGAGGAGGAACAAGAGGAUUUUCUCGGUGACCUCACUCUCCAUUCAGAUGACCUGACUCCAGAGGGACUUCCGUGUACCCCUGCUAACGCUGUGGAGGUGCACAGGGACUCUCAGUCAGACUCAGUGAGAAGCAGUGUUAAAAUCCCCGAGGAGGCUGUGGUUGAUGAGGAGGCCAUCUUGAGUCUUCUGGAGAACAGUCAGACCUUCCUCCCGCUCUCCCAAACAUCCAACCACUCACCCCUGUUAGAGCAUUCUUGCAAAACUGAAAGUAGCCCAGAGUGCAUCAGCAGCACAUAA
This is a messenger RNA of Paralichthys olivaceus (Japanese flounder), 1490 nucleotides long. Lineage: Eukaryota; Metazoa; Chordata; Actinopteri; Pleuronectiformes; Paralichthyidae. The record is from RefSeq and is a predicted model, not a curated record.